GCGUCGCCCGCCAUGUCGCUGCUGGAGGUGUGCUGCCAAGGCGCGCACCUCGACAGGCUGGUCGCCUGCCCGGCGCCCGGCUCCCUCCUCGCGGAGGUGGUGUUGGACGGCGCGGUGCUGGGCCGCACGGGCCGCUGUCCGCGCGGCGACCGGCGGCCGCGCUGGGAGGAUCGCUUCCUCGUGCCCGGCGCUGGGCGCGUGCUCGCGUUCCGCGUCGUGGUCGUCAGCGCGGUGCAGGAGAUCUUCCUGGAGAUCUGCCUGGGCAUCGGUCGCGUGGACCUGCAGGCGCUGCUGCUCCUCUACUCCUCGAUGGAAGGUGAGGGACUGGAGGGAGCCCCGCCAUCGAAGGGCAGCAAACGUAAAAAGCCCUGA
Molecule: messenger RNA, 372 nt
Organism: Prorocentrum cordatum
Lineage: Eukaryota; Dinophyceae; Prorocentrales; Prorocentraceae
Source: the annotation of a GenBank genome assembly